Molecule: messenger RNA, 951 nt
Organism: Saccoglossus kowalevskii
Lineage: Eukaryota; Metazoa; Hemichordata; Enteropneusta; Harrimaniidae
Biological process (GO): immune response
Cellular component (GO): membrane
Molecular function (GO): tumor necrosis factor receptor binding
Source: RefSeq, a predicted model, not a curated record
AUGGUCACGUGGUUAACGGCCACGUUUCUUAUUGCACAUUAUCAAAACCAAAUAUCAAGUCUUGAACUUCGAAUCGAACAUUUAGAAGAACCACGCAACACCAUAAAACUUCUGGCGGAGUCGCAGAUACCGCAGCGCCCUACUGGUGACCCAGACACGGAGACUGGCUGCAGAUGUGGUCCCACUGCCACAGGCACGGCGGUCAGUGGAUCUGACGCACUAUCUAACCAGGGUAUUCUACCCUGUUGUGGAGUGAGCGAGGAAACUUUGCAGACGGUGAUUUCGAAAAUACUUUCAAAAAAGAAGAACUUCUACCAACAGGAACAUCGUCGCCGAUCAGAGUUGUCUAUUGAGCAAAUAGAAAGACUUAUCGAAGACAUCGUGGCAAAGAAUAACACGCUCAAUUUACGACAUGCUCCACGUCUACGUGAACGUACAGUCCUACCACGUGCGAUCCACGUGACAGGCAAGACUAAUGGGUUUUCUGGAAUUACUAACGCACAUAGAAGGAACAGAAACAUUAAAGUUGGACCCUGGGAAGCAGUGUAUGGCCGAUCUCUCCAAAAGAACGUACAGUGCGAUCAGUAUAAUAUCAUAGUACCGGAGUCCGGAAUCUACUAUGUAUACAGCCAGGCAUAUUUUCGCGACGAGGAGUUGGACAGUGCACCGAGUUCUCCAGAUAUAAUGGAAUAUUUACAUUAUACAGUGUUAGAGAGUACAGCUUAUGAAGCCGAUCCAAUUAAUCUUAUGAAGAGUGGUAAAACUCAACGUAAAAAUUCCGACUACUACUACAGUAGUUUCCACUCGGGUUUAUUUGAAUUAAGAGCGGGGGAUAGGCUUUAUAUGAAAGUAUAUUUGCCAACGCGAGCAACGAUAGAUUGUCAACAAGAAUCCACUUUUAUGGGUAUGUUUCUAGUAAGUGGUCUGGGAAUAGAAGAGUUGGUAAUGUGA